UUCGGGCUCCGGCUCCCGGCUCCGGCUCGGGCUGGAGCUCGGGCUGGGGCUCGGGCUGGGGCUCGUCGAAGGUCCGGGUGGCUGCGGCCGCGGGCCCCACCUCGGCUCUCCGGCUCCAGGCCGUCCGGAGCCGCCAACGCCAUGGCCCGAGCGGCCCCGCGGGGCGAGCCUCCGAACCUGGCAGGGUCGCCCCCGGAGGCCGGGCCGCCGCCUCCCGCCGCCGCCGCUGAGGAGCCUGAGGAGGGCCCGGGGCCGGCCCAGGCCCUGCCGCAGCCGCGCCCCCCCGGCGGAGGGCCCCGGCGAGUGCUCUUUGCUGACGAGGCCCUGGGGCUGCCCCUGGCCCAGCUGAGGCGCUACCAGCCGUGGGACUGCGAGGGACCCGAGGGAGGGCCCGACGAAGACGACCACCACGCCAAGGGCGGCGACGACGACGACGACGACGACGACGAGUCUCCCCCCGAGCUGGGCCUGAGCGGGAGCCCCCCUGGGGGGGGCCCUGGGCCUCCCUUCUACUUGCUGCCCGGCUUUGCGCUGCCCCCGGCCCCGGGCCGGCUGGAGCGCCUGCGGGGCUCCAUGGUGGAGCUGGAAGACCUGCUGCCGCCCGAGGACCCAGGGACGCCGGGCAGAGCGCCGGUGCUGCGUGGCCUCAUCCGGGUCCUCAACCUCUCCUACCACAAGGCCGUGCACGUGCGGGCCACCCACGACGGCUGGCUGACCUUCCACGACCACCCGGCCCACUACGUCCCGCGCGGGGGCAGCUCCCCUGAGGACGGGGGGCAGACAGACCGCUUCGCCUUCCAGCUGCCCUUCGAACCCCCCAGCGUGGGCGCCCAGGUCCAGGACGGCGCCCGCAUCGACUUCGUGGUCCGGUACCAGACCCCCGAGGCCACGUAUUGGGCCAACAACCAGGGCAAGAACUAUACGGUGGUGCUGAAAGAGACGGCAGCCCGGGCCAAGGGGUUGGGCCUGGUGGCACCUCCCGUGCCCCUAUUGGGCCCCCCGCCACCCCCACCAGCGAAGCACCUCUUUUGGGAAGUCGAGGCGAAGCAGCUGAAGAGCUGUAUGAAACCUGGCAGACACAGGCAGACUGCGGAGGAACUGAGAAGAGAGAACCUAGAUGAGCCUGUCUCUUCGAUGGAAUGCCCUGAUGACGGGGACAGGGGGUCAGGGAGCAUAUUAGUAACCCCUCUGCCACUCCAACCAGGGUCACAGAUAAUACAGGUCUCAGAUGUCCCAGUGGCUAGCUCUCCAGAGAACAAAGGAUGUCCCCUGUACCUGCCUGAGACAUUCCUGGAAUGUCCACAGCCCCCCACCAUGGAAAUCCACCCUUCUGGGCCGAGCUUGGUGCCAGUGUCAGAGCCGGAGCAGGGAAGAGCCCUAGGAGUGCCCUGGUCAGAGGCCAGGGAAGAGGCCAGAGCUCUGGGUGAGUGGCCUUUCGAGGGCUCCCUUGGGAAGUGGACAGACUUGCUGAGGUCAGACGAAGCCCAGACUGAGGAUGCUGUGGACCUGGAGUUGGAACAGCUCUACCUCACCCACCUGAGCCGCCUGAGGGAUUCAGGGGGCAUCCCUCUAACUGACCCGGACCAAGAGCUCUUCCUCAAAUGGAUGGGUCCAGAGAGAGCCCUGAACAGCUCUCUGGCAGAGGAGAUCACCCUGCACUAUGCAAUGCAGAGUGUGCAGGGUGUGCCUGAGCUCCUGGAAGACGCUAAAGAUGGUGCUGGCAGCAGUGGCGGUGAGGCCGAGGGGGACGAGGAGGAGGAGGAGGCCGCAGAAGGAGACACACUGAAGGAGUCCCCUCCUGGCAUUGGUGCUGGCGUGUGGCUGGCAGGACAGCAUCCAGGGUUCGUGUUGGUAAAGGACGGACUCAUUCAGGACCCAGAAGAAGAGGAAAUCCUGGGGUCUGGUCAUUCCUGGUCCCACUCCUGGGCAGCCCCUGAACAAAAGCCAGAGGAUAUGGAGAAAGAACACAACCAGAUCGGUGCCAUCAAGGCUGAAGGCCUUUCUUCCUGCUUCCAGGAAGAAAGCAAUCUCUUGCCCAAUAGCAUCCCAGUGCAAAAACCCACUGGCAUUGCCCAAGGAGGGGGCCUCUGGGAAUUCCCAGGCCAGCUCCACAGGGCUCUCAGCCAGUCUCUGUGUGUGCUGGGUCUGCUGGUCUUCCUGCCCAUUGUGUGGAACGCCUGUAUGGCCUUCAUGGGUUUGGCCAUUUAUCUCUCUCUGGCCUGGUUCUCUUAGAUGGCCAGGCGUGGGGGUGGGGGUAGGGGGCAGGGGGCAGGAUGGAGACCUAGCAAUAACAACUCCAAAAACCCUAGUUGGAAGAAAUGAGAAAAGACUGGCAGAUUCUCAAAGCUCUUAGACAACCAGACCUAAAUGACACAUACAUAGAGAUCCACAGGCACACACACACACACACACACACACACACACGUGUCCUCAUAGAUCUACCGGACACUCGUGCAUAUAUGCGUGCAUAAUACACACGUGGGGGGCUCCCUGCCACAGUCAGUAGUCCUGAGUUGGUCUCUUGCAACGCAGUUACUGUUUGCUAUAUUUCUUACUAAACAACUUCCAAAGGAACCACCAGAGGCUUUUUGCAGUGUUUGUGGAGUUCUACCUAAAGGCCCCAUCUUCCCAUUUCCAUGCUAGUCUCAAUGGCAGCUGACAGGGUAAGUUGGACUUGGCAGUUUUUUCCUUUUGCCUACUCUAACUCCAGGUGCCAGGUUUGCCCCCACUUACAUUAGAGCUUGCUCUUCUUCCCUCUACCCUGUGGGAAUGAGCACAGGGACCAGGGCCUGGGCUUAAGCCAUGGCUUAAAGACCCUUAUGAGUGAUCACGUGACCAAUUUCCACUAACUGUUUGCCUAUGUGAUCAAAAAAAGAGCCAAGAUGAAUGAGAGCCUAAUUAGGAGGAACAAAGGAAGGUCUGCUGACCUGGACUUAGAGAAAAAUUUCCUCUACAGCAUUCCCACAGCUAGUCGUCAUUCAUUCAUUCAUUCCUUCAUUCAUUCAGUCGAGCAGGCCUUUAACAAGCGUUUGAGUGCUUGCUCACUAUGGGUCAGGUACUGCUUCCUGAGGCAGCAGAUUCUGUUUGUGGAUGAGUUUUCUUGAGCUGAGACCGAAUCCUUUCUCCAUCCACCCCAUUGUUCCCAAUUUGGCCUUUUUCCCAUAUGGAUGGAUGGCCUCUAGGAAACAGUUACUUGAUCCAGCUGGACCUUCCAAGGUCCCCAUUUCCACAAGCCUGUGACAGCCAGAGGCAAAAGCAGAAAUUUUUUUUCAAAAUGAGAGCUUACCAACUAGAGGCAGAGCACACAGUGCCACUGAUCACUACAUGUGAAAGGACCCCGGGUCCUAGAUUCUGGGAUUGCUCAGAAGCCCUCAAGUCUAACCCUCUCAUUUUUAACGGGCCCUGAGAAGGCUGGGCCAACCCUCCAAUAGAAGGAAGAAGGGACCUCUUCUCAUUGUGGCCAAGCCUCAACAGCUUUCUCAACUCCAUGAAAGCUGGGCAGAGGAACCUCAGCUUGGGAUGAGUACUUGAAGAGCCCACUUUACUUAGUUUUCAGAAACAGGGUGUUCUUUAGGCUCAGUUGGGGAGUGAGGUGCCUGGAAUGGAGGCCAGGAAGCCAAGCGACUUUGGAAGGAUCCAGUGGGUACCCUAGCUGCCCCCCAAGUUGAGUGGACCCUCCUGAUUGUAGGGCUAAGCCAAGUUCAGGUCUUUCCGGUUUGGAAUGCUAAGAGCAGCAGCAGGCUGGCCCUGCUGUUCGGGGGCAGGGGCUCCUAGCCUCCACAUAGACUUACUCUGGAUCAUGCUUUGUUUUUUCAUUCCAAAUGAAAGGAAGUGCUAAUUUGCUGUUAGAAGGGAAUGCAGAGAAAGAUGUCAUCUUUUUGCCCACGCCAGUUCACAAACCCCCCUGGAAUCCCUGCCUUAGAAUGAGAGGCCCUGGCUUUUUAUUCCCUCUUCUAUCAGAUAAGGAGGUUGUACUCAGUGCAGCCUCAGGAUCUCCAACCCCUCUCUUUUGAUAGGUUGUAGGUUUCAGUUUCUUCCUCAGCCUCCUUCCCAGAUUGUUGCCUGUUCAUCUGAUUAUAAUGAUUAUCCCUCAAGCCAGAGCACAUUCAUUAAGCACCUACUAUAUUCCAGAUAUAGUGCCGAACUAGAGACAAAGGCAAAAAACAGCCCCUGCCUUCAAGGGGCUCACAGUUUAGUGGGGGAGACAACACAUAAACAACAAUGUACAAAGAAGCUCUGGACGGGAUAGCUUGGGGGGUAAUUACUAAGAUUAAGGAGGCCCAGAAGGGGGUUAAGAUGGCAGUACCCCGGGGCAGCUAGGUGGCUGCAGUGGAUAGAGCACCCGCCCUGGAUUCAGGAGGACCUGAGUUCCAAUCCGGCCUCAGACACUUAACACUUACUAGCUGUGUGACCCUGGGCAAGUCACUUAACCCCAAUUGCCUUACCGGAAAAAAAAAAAAAAAAGAUGGCAGUACCCCUCCCGAAGGCUUUUUUCAAGGAGUCUCUCUUCAGUUCAGUCAUUUUAGUCGUGUUCGACCCUUCGUGACCCUGUUUGGGGUUUUCUUGGCAGAGAUACUGGAGUGCUUGGCCAUUUCCUUCUCUGGCUCGUUUUACAGAUGAGGAAACUGAGGCACACAGGGUGAAGUGACUUGCCAGGGCCACAUGUCUAGUAAGUUUCUGAGGUCAGAUUUGAACUCGGCACUCUAUCCACUGUAGCACCACCUGGCUACCCAUUGUCAUGUGAGAGAUUCCAUCUUCUACUCUGCUGCUGCAAGGGACCCUAGGUGAGAUGUGCCCAAGGCCCCUCUGCUUUCCAGAAACUGCUGACCAAAGCAAAGCAAACUACUGCUUUCCUCAUCGGAGACCUCAACCUGCUUCCCACUGGCCUGGCCAGUCUUACACACUCUGUGGUCAAGCCAAACGUCUUGUGUACUCUAUCCCCCAGAUUUUGUUCUGCUCUCUCUUGUCAGAGACACAAAUCUCUGUCGAUCUGUCAAAGCCUAACCUGACCUAACCCUUCCUAGCAUAUGUAGAUCAUAGCGGUCUCUCCCCCAGUUCAACUGUAAGCCCCUUAAGAGUCAGCCUGAUUUUUCAUCCAUGCACACAGUAGUGGGUUAAUAAGUGUUUAUCAAAUUGAAGAUCCCUUGAGUGCUUAAUGUGUUCCACUUCCCAGUCUCUGUCCAUAUCCAUCCAUGUCUGUGUGUCCACGUCCCUGUCUCUGACCAUCCGUGUCUGUGUCUGUGUCCGUGUCCAUGCCCAUCUCUGGGCUCUCGAUGAGAACCUAGAGCAGAUCUGUGGAGUUCCUCAGGCUUUUAUGGGUGCCACAAUUUCUUCUGUGCCUGAGAUGGACAGAUUGCUUGCUGCUACUCAAUUUCUCUCUAGCCUCAGAGUGGGGAUGAGGUCUUUGGCCCUGUAUGCUUCCUUCACCACUUUGGGAACUGUAUGUUCCUUUGGGUCCAUAUGGAUGAAUUUCAGAGACCAGAAAGUCUCCCAAGCUGCAUGAGCCGUGGAAAAUAGAAGAGUUCCAGCCUGAGAGGGCCAUGCCCUUCAGCUGCCUGUGCACCCUCAGCACUGUGACUGUGUCCAAAUAAAUUCCCAAAUCUCAGCUCCUUCCUCAUGGUUGUGUGUGAGUUUGUCCUCAUUCCCCCUCCCCCAUCCCACUUGUUGAGGAGGGCCAAGAGCUGCCCCGUCCCAUGAGCCAAGCCAAGCAGCCACCUAGAAACUGCCAGAAAUACGAGAGUAGAUGCUAGAAAAUAACAUCACUUUGCAUAACUUCCUAUAUAUUUAUUGUUGUUCAGUCAUUUCAGUUGUGUUUGAGUCUGUGGCCCCAUUUGGGGUUUUCUUAGCAGAGAUACUGGGUUUGUCAUUUCCUUUUCUGGCUCAUUUUACAGAGGAGGAAACAAGGUGAAGUGACUGGCCCAGGGUCACACAGCUAGGAAGUGUGAGGCCAGAUUUGAACUCAGGUAGAUGAGGUCCAGUGGCCCUCUACCCAUUGCAGCACCACCUAGCUGCACCUUGACCAAUUCUAAAAGCAAAAGCAAGGCAACAUGUUGAGCAGGAUUCCCUUGCCAAUGGGAUGGGUUCAGAUCUCUAAUCUCUCAAAUCCCUCCUAUUCUUUAUCAAGAACUUUGCCUCUUCCCUCCUCCCCAGCUUUCAAGUAUAGUCAGUGGUGGGACUUGAAGGCUGGGCCUUCUGACACCCCAGAAUCCAUUGGGCCCCUUCCUGUGCUGCUGCGCUGUGGUCCUGAUGAAGCCCCUAUUCUUAUUUUCAUAGU
Dromiciops gliroides (monito del monte) is the source of this 6274-nucleotide messenger RNA. RefSeq names its product protein phosphatase 1 regulatory subunit 3F (gene PPP1R3F). Gene Ontology annotation, molecular function: protein phosphatase 1 binding; glycogen binding. Gene Ontology annotation, biological process: regulation of glycogen biosynthetic process. Lineage: Eukaryota; Metazoa; Chordata; Mammalia; Microbiotheria; Microbiotheriidae. Gene Ontology annotation, cellular component: protein phosphatase type 1 complex. The transcript is spliced from 4 exons. The record is from RefSeq and is a predicted model, not a curated record. Bases 142 to 2232 code for a protein of 696 amino acids.